GUGAGUGUUGACGGCGGGGUGGUGGCAGCACCAGAAAGCGCGACUGCCCUGAUGUAGUCUACGCCCCCUUCCCGCUCCGGUGACAGUCCCAGCGGGAAGUUGCGUUUGUGAUUUCUGGAUAGCACCGAGCGAGGCCACCGCGGUCCUGCCGAGUCGUCCAGGUGACAAAGAAAGGGUUUCCUGGUGCACUAAGCCCCCACCCCUAGGCAGCCCGCAACCCCAGGGACUGAAGAUGCUGAGAUCUUUGUGGAAUUUUCUCAAACGUCACAAAAAGAAGUGUAUCUUCCUGGGCACGGUCCUCGGAGGCGCUUAUAUCCUGGGGAAGUAUGGACAGAAGAAAAUCAGAGAAAUACAAGAAAAGGAAGCUGCAGAAUAUAUUGCCCAAGCGCGGAGACAAUAUCAUUUUGAAAGUAACCAGAGGACUUGCAAUAUGACAGUGCUGUCCAUGCUGCCCACACUGAAGGAGUCCUUAAUGCAGCAGCUCAAUUCCGAGAGCCUCACAGCUCUGCUGAAACACAGGCCUUCGAACAAGCUAGAAAUAUGGGAGGAUCUGAAGAUAAUAAGUUUCACAAGAAGUAUCGUGGCUGUAUACAGUACUUGUAUGCUGGUUGUCCUUUUGCGAGUCCAGUUAAACAUUAUUGGUGGAUAUAUCUACCUGGAUAAUGCAGCAGUUAGCAAAAAUGGCACCACAGUCCUCGCCCCGCCAGAUGUCCAACAGCAGUAUUUAUCAAGUAUUCAACACCUCCUUGGAGAUGGCCUGACAGAACUGAUCACUGUCAUUAAACAGGCUGUGCAGGAGAUUUUAGGAAAUAUUUCUCUUAAACAUUCUUUGUCCCUUUUGGACUUGGAGCAAAAGCUAAAAGAAAUCAGAAAUCUCACUGAGCAGCAUAAAUCUUCUUGCUGGAUUGAUAAAGAUGGAUCCAAAUCUUUAUUAUGCCAUUACAUGAUGCCAGAUGAAGAAACUCCAUUAUCAGCUCAGGCCUGUGGGCUUUCCCCCAGAGACGUCACCACUAUCAAACUGCUCAAUGAAACUAGGGACAUGCUGGAAAGCCCAGACUUCAGUACGGUUUUGAAUACCUGUUUAAACCGAGGGUUUAGUAGGCUGCUGGACAACAUGGCUGAGUUCUUCCGACCUACUGAACAGGACCUCCAGCACGGAGACUCCAUGAACAGCCUUUCCAGUGUCAGCCUGCCGUUGGCGAAGAUAAUUCCCAUAGUGAAUGGACAGAUCCACUCGGUUUGCAGUGAAACACCUAGUGAUUUUGUUCAGGAUCUGCUGCUGAUGGAGCAAGUGAAAGACUUUGCGGCUAACGUCUACGAAGCUUUCAGCACUCCUCAGCAACUGGAGAAAUGACUCUUUUCAAACAUACCUAUUGUAGAUUAAUCUACUUUAAAAAAUACACUGAAUAAGUCAGGUAUAUAUGUAUAUAAUAAUGAUUUAUUACCAAAAUGCCUAAUUAAAAAAUAUUCUUAGAGUCUUCAUUUCAUAAUAAAAGAUUUAUUUGUCAUCUUAAUAUAUUUUUUUAAAAGUCAUCAGUGGACUCAUUUUUGUGGGCAUAUCUCAAUAUACAUAGCACAUACAGCAGAAUGUUUGUCACCCCGUGGAUAUUGGUUCCAAACUGUCUGAAAACUAAUGUAGAUACGUUUUUUAUAUAGUGUGAAGUUCAGUAUACUUUGGCAUUAAUACUGAGGUAAAAGCUCUUUGGGAAAUAGAUGUAAUGUCUGGGAAAUGUGCUAUUUAACCAAUCAUGAAGGCCACUGGACAAGCCGUGUACAGCAGUAAAUCAGACUUUUCUCUAGCUGCUCCUGAAAGGAAUAAAUGAUGUGUCUUCAUUAUGCCUGAUGAAGGACUUUUAUUUUUAUGGAAAUCAGUGAAUUCCACAACCAUGAUCAGCACUUUUUUCUUUAUUAUUGUUAACAGUCCUUGGGAAACUACACUGUGAUUUAGAGGCUAACUUUGUUGAUGACAUUUACUCACAGCUGUUAUUAACUACAUAGUUUCAUUCAUUUGCAUGCAAAUAGUUUCAAUAGCCUGCUUUGUAUUGAUUUUAAGCACACUGGCUAUUGCAAUAAAAUUUUAGUAAAUUUUUAGUAAAUUUAUUUUAGUGUUUCAGUAAAAUAUGAUUUUGUUAAUACUUUAUAGCCAUUAAUUUAUUUGUUCCAUAGCAUUUCUUUCUUUUUUUCUUUUUUACCACAUUCUGUUUAUCCGUUCAUCUGUUGAUGGACAUUGGGUUGAUUCCUUCUCUUGGCUAUGGUGAAUAAUGUUAUAAUGAACAUAAAUGUGCAAAUAUCUCUUCAACACCCUGCUCUCAAUUCUUUUGGGUAUGUGCCCAGCAGUGGGAUUUCCAGAUCAUGUACUAAAAAUUCUAUUUUUAAGUUUUAAAGGACCAUCCAUACUGUUUUUCAUAGUGGUUGGACCACUUUACAAUUUAACCAACUAUGCACAUGGGUUAUAAUCUCUUUACAUCCUUGCUAGCACUGGUUAUUUUGUCUUGACAGUGGCCAUUCUAAUGGGUGUGAAAUAAUAUCUCAUUGUGCAUUUGAUUUGCAUUUCUGUGAUGAUUAGUGAUGUUGAGCAUCUUUUCAUAUUAUUUUUUAUUGCAUCUUUUCAUUACCAUUUACCCCCCAUACCCUCAUCCAUCUCUCCCCAUCCCCUCCCCACGUAAUCACCCAUUUUUUUGUUGAGGUUAAUUAGUCAAUCAUUAGUGUUUCUUUAAAUUUACAUCAAAAUCAGUAUUGUUUUUGCUUCAUUAUCUUGCUUUAUUCUUAAGGAACAUUUGAAGUGGUUUUAUAAUUUUUAACUAGAUUUUCAACUUCAUUUUGGUUGAAGGCAAAUAAUAGAAAGCAAACUUUUUAAUUUAAAUUUUUAUUUAUUGAUUUUUUUUAGAGAGAGGGAGUGAGGGAGAGAAAGAAACAAAUCGGCAUGAGACAGAGAGAAGAUCAUCAAAUUUAAUUACAUGUGUGUGUAUGGGAACUCCGCACACACGAGAGGUUCAGAGACACAGUGUUACAAGGAGGCAUGCAUGACAUGCUGAGCUGGGGCUGAGGCAAGGAAGGUGCCUGGGGCUUCGAGGGGAGGCAGGCUUCGCAGGACAAAAAGAAAAUGAGAUGUUCAGUAAUUCAAAGUUUGCCCUGCCCUAGAGAUAGGUCAUAAAAGGUUAUUUCUUCCCAAGAAUGUACAGUGAUGACAUUUCUGUGUCAAAAUCACUUAAGUGGGAGAACACGUGUAAGGUUUAUGACUGCAGAAUGAAGUGGAGACAGUCAAGAUUAUUAAAACCAAAGGAGGUCUGGGACAACACUGUUCUAUGGAAUUGUGUGGAUUUUCCCCUUUGUUUUUAACAUUAAUUUCUAUACUAAUUCUAACAAAAUUAAAUACCCUGUCAAAGAUUUUAAGAUAUUCUUCAUGUUUACUUUGUAGAUCUGUCAGUUUUCUGGAAACAUUAAAAUGCCGAUAAAUACACUUUUUUUAAAAAAAGUAAUUUCUGGUGAUAACUCAUGAUGGGCAAGGUCUCAAAUUUAAAUUCUUUAUGGGAAGAGGUAAAAGUUCCUCACGAGCCCACAGGAUCUCGAUGGCCUCCAGCGCACAAUAAUUCACAGGCCAAAGUGACACAUCUUGGCAAGGCCUAUUCGGAACCCAGAGUGUGCUGGAGAGUUAAAACCGUUACACGGCUAAGUUAGGAAAAAAAAUUGGGGAGUGAGAG
Messenger RNA from Phyllostomus hastatus (greater spear-nosed bat), 3701 nucleotides. It is a transcript of the gene PEX3, whose product is annotated as peroxisomal biogenesis factor 3. Gene Ontology annotation, molecular function: protein-macromolecule adaptor activity. Gene Ontology annotation, cellular component: peroxisomal membrane. The transcript has 12 exons. Bases 233 to 1354 code for a protein of 373 amino acids. Gene Ontology annotation, biological process: protein import into peroxisome membrane. Lineage: Eukaryota; Metazoa; Chordata; Mammalia; Chiroptera; Phyllostomidae. The record is from RefSeq and is a predicted model, not a curated record.